AUGGCCACGCCAUUCGACACCAAGGACCAGACUGCCUGCGGAAGUGCAACCGCCGCCUCGCGCGUGUUUGGCAUACUCGAGCUCGCCGAAGGCAUUCUCUUAUAUCUCCCCAUCACAGACCUCAUCCACGUCUCUCGCGURUCGAAGCGAUUCCAACACACCGUCGCCGCAUCCAAGCCACUUCAGCGUGCUCUCUUCCUGAAACCGCUCGCCGGCAAAACCGUCAUCUUGGUCAAGCCGACACCCGGCCGCAUGGUCUUCCUCGCCGAUGAGACCAGCGACAUGUCCGUGGGCGUCUUGGGCAAUCCCUUUGUGCAACGCGUCAUGCAAGGUCUCAAUCAUCACGACGACGCCGCGCUCCUCCGCAAAGACGCCACGUGGCGCCGCAUGCUGCUCUCGCAGCCACCGAUGCGUCGUAUUGAAGACAAAUACGGCAGGAAGUUUCGCGACGAUCAGGGUGUGAAGUUGCUGCAGGCGCUGGUGGCGAGCGAGAAGCGGCCGCAGUGGUACAGACCCAAUCAUAUCGAAGCGUGGGAGUUUUUCAAGAGGGUCAAGCUUGCUGGUGAUGUGAGGCGGAUUGAGAAGCCUCUCUCCGAGGACGACAGGAGUCUUCAUCAUACUUUCCACGGAAUGCAACUUGGCUGA
Ramularia collo-cygni is the source of this 645-nucleotide messenger RNA. RefSeq lists its product as uncharacterized. The transcript has 2 exons. The record is from RefSeq and is a predicted model, not a curated record. The coding region runs from base 1 to 645 and encodes 214 amino acids. Gene Ontology annotation, molecular function: protein binding. NCBI's taxonomy places the organism in Eukaryota, Fungi, Ascomycota, Dothideomycetes, Mycosphaerellales, Mycosphaerellaceae.